Molecule: messenger RNA, 670 nt
Organism: Salvelinus fontinalis (brook trout)
Lineage: Eukaryota; Metazoa; Chordata; Actinopteri; Salmoniformes; Salmonidae
Product: PAT complex subunit Asterix
Exons: 4
Coding region: 116-436 (106 amino acids)
Biological process (GO): protein insertion into ER membrane
Cellular component (GO): endoplasmic reticulum membrane
Molecular function (GO): protein folding chaperone
Source: RefSeq, a predicted model, not a curated record
CACAGCGGAACUGAUAGGCCCCGCCCCUUCAUUCACCGAGCUAGCUGACGGGUCCCACUCCACACCGUUUUGACACUACAUUUAUCCUUAAAAAUAUCUCAACAAGAAGGACAUUAUGUCCGCAAACAACAUGUCAGGCCCACAAAGGGUAAACAAAAUUAUCCGAUACAAGCCCCCCAGCACGGAAGCAAACCCCACCCUGGAAGACCCGACUCCAGACUACAUGAACCUACUCGGCAUGAUCUUCAGCAUGUGUGGCCUGAUGCUGAAGUUAAAGUGGUGUGCGUGGAUAGCAGUGUACUGCUCCUUCAUCAGCUUCGCUAACUCACGCAGCUCAGAAGACACUAAACAGAUGAUGAGCAGCUUCAUGCUGUCCAUCUCAGCCGUGGUGAUGUCAUACCUCCAGAACCCCCAGCCCAUGUCGCCACCGUGGUAACCAAGGACCAAUGGCGGGGGGGCCUUGCAGGAGAGGGGCGGUUCCAGACUGAGAGUGGGAGACGGACUCCUGACUCGCCCACUGACCAUCUGGGAGAGAGAGGGAUGGAUGGAUGGCUGGAGAGAGGAGAUGGAUGGAUGGAGACAGAGAGAGAGAGAGGGGGGGGGGGAGAAAGAUGGAUGUAUUGAGAGGAAACACAAAGGUGGACAUGAGGCAAGAUGACCAGGUGGUCCU